GCGCUUGCAAUGGCGGAUCCUAUUAGCAUUAGUGCUGCUGUAGGAUGGGGCGUAACCGCAGUAGGUUGGCUCGCCUCACCCAUCAUUCCCAGGCUCCUCAACAAAGGUUUCACCGUCCUGGACUUUAACGCGACGGAGAAGCUGAAGAUAGUUGAUAUGCAAGUUUUACAACUGCAGCGGGUGAUGGAAGUAGUCGACGAGAGCACCUACAGGGCUCGCUUGGAGCCACUGUUAGACAAGCUUAGGUCUGCUCUCUAUGAGGCCGAAGACAUCUUGGAUGAUGUUGAGUAUCAGCGCCUCAAGAAGCAGGCCCAAGAUGCCAAGUCAUCCGGCAGUAAGAUGGAUUCGCUGAAGAAGACUCUUCGGUCUGCCAUGCCGAGAUCCCUCCUAAAAGACAAGACUAGGUUCUCAUUCCCGGAUUCUGUUGGUCAGUUCAAGCAUCUACGAUAUUUUGCUUUUGUGGUGACUGCAUUUGUCGGGCUAACUUUACCGGGCGCCUUUACCAAGCUUUACCACAUGCAGGUGGUAGACUUUGGUUCUUGCCAUUGUUUGGAUUUUUCUAGAGGUGAAGAUAUGAUGAACCUCGUCAACUUGCGCAGUGUAAUCAGCUGGGCAGAUUUUGAUUUUCCUAACGUGGGCAGGUUGAUAUGGCUCCAGACGCCACCAUUCUUCAGAAUAAGAAGGGAACAGGGGUAUGAGCCACAUCAGCUGAAACACCUAAACAAGCUUCAAGGCAAGCUGCUGAUAUGCGGUCUUGAGAAUGUUCAGAGCAAGGAGGACGCUCUUGAAGUCGAUCUUGCUGGCAAGGAAAAACUCACAAAAGUGGUACUGUCCUGGGAUGAUGAUAGCUGCAGUCCAGAAGUUGAAGCAGAGGUACUUGAGGGUCUUUGCCCAUCGAAGUACCUUGAAAGACUAGAACUCUGGAAUUACGACGGUGCAAGGUUACCGAGUUGGAUGAUGGGUAAACACAACGGCAGCCCAAAGAACCUGAAAGAACUUACGUUCAGGGGAUGGAUCCAACUGGGACCUGCUCCUGACCUUGGGGCUUUCAUUCAUCUUCAGUCGCUAAUUCUUUAUAACUGCAACUGGGAUGCCUUAGCAGGCAACAUUGAGCACCUCACAUCACUCAAGACACUGAUUAUAGAGUCAUGCAAGAAUAUGCGGUCGCUUCCAACACUGCCCAACUCUCUUGAGGAGAUUAAAGUCAGGUACUGCAGUGAAUAGUUCACACAAUCUUGUUUAACGACUGAUCAUCCAAACUGGCACAGGAUUGAGCACAUUCCAAAGAAAACAAUUAAAUUCUAUGGUGAAAAAGGUCCAUAGAAAAGCCACGUGCCCUUUGGUUGAGGAUGGAAGUCGAAGUCGAAGCCGUGAGACUCUUGCUAAAUCUACAGGCUCUCUUUCUGGGUAACCUGUUCGUUGGGUUAUGCCUACUUAGGCGUGAAGUGGUGCUACCCUUUACUCUCAUAAACUACGGGUACUACAAAAUGCUAUGUCUCCAUGCAUAUUCAUGAACAAUGGGUUUAUUAGUCGUUUACUCCUACUAUGUAUGGAUUUAUGAGUUGUUUGCUGUCUACUAUGGAUGUAAUAACGUGGAAUACUGGAUUAAUUUGCUUCCUAUAUACAGUACUAUAUAUGAUCUGUAACGCUUUGGAAUGGUGAUCACUGAGUUUGUUCCUUUACUGUCAUUUGUGGCAUCGUUCACCAAAGUAUCUGAUUUGAUUGAUAGGAAUCAGGGGCUACAUAGCAUGGUAUGGUAUGAGGAGCUUACCAGAUUGGCCGAAGCUAAUCGCAGGACCUGCUCCUGUCGUUGAGUCUUCCAUUCAUUUUCAGCAGUAGAAUGCCAAGGCUUUAAUGGUUGCAUUCAACGCGCAUUGUAAUUAGUGGUCACAUUUGUAUUUCUCCAGGUUGGGCAUUCAGGGGAAGUGCUCUGCACACGACGGCCUGUCCCCUGUUCUGCAUAAUCUCUUGUUGGCAAUAAUGUUUUUUUGCUUCGCUUAGGCCUGCAAACACGAUUGACAUCCUUUGCUCAAACAUUGCCUUGCCAUUUCAUCAAAAAGGAAAAAAAGUAUUGCCUUGCCGUAGUACAAGGCGUGAAGUGGACAGUGCUGGAGUCCAAGUUUUGGGCUGCUGCCUUUGGCUAAAAAUGUGUUUAAAAGAAGGAUAUGAGCUGCAAAUGUACAUGAAUACAUUGAUAGAAUGAUUGAAUCGAAAUGUAAUUGAAAACAAAAAUCUCGUUUUCCCCACAGUUGUUGACUGAUUGAACGUGUUAAUUUCAUUGUCUGUGGCUCCACGGUGAUCUUCUCCAGGUGAAAAUAGAAAGAAGCGCCCAGACCAAGAUCCCAAGAAUCUCCAGCUCACAUUCCCAAGCUCAAAUCAACACCACAAGAACCGAACCAAACACACAUAAUCACUUUUGGGUUGAGAAGUGGUUGAGCUGCCUUGUCCUCG
Molecule: messenger RNA, 2451 nt
Organism: Triticum urartu
Lineage: Eukaryota; Viridiplantae; Streptophyta; Magnoliopsida; Poales; Poaceae
Source: RefSeq, a predicted model, not a curated record